AAACUAUACAUAAAAAACGGUGUCGUAGUAACGACUUCUCCUCUUUUUUGCAACAUGGCCUCGUUGGAUACAUAAAAAGCGUUACAGGCACGUCUGAGUCAGAGCGAGAGUUCAAAUCCACAUGCGACGUCGUAAUGGCUGGAGUAGCCGUCUCUCCCGCUUCUCUGCUCGACGUCAUCGCUGAGAUCGCAGAGAUUUCGGCAAACACUGGGGUGUUUAAGAAGGACUGCGCCGAUCUCGCGAGGAGAGUUUGUCUCUUGACGCAUUUGGUUGAGGAGAUUCGGGAUUCUCCGCAGACGCCGACGGAGGAGGAAUCUGAUGCUUCGUCUUCUUUGGUUUCUUGUGAAUGUGAUUGGUGGUCUGAUCUUGUGGUGGGGCUUCAAGCCGCGAAGCGUCUUUUAUCCGCAGCAACUUGUUUCCAGGCUCGCGAAUCAUCUGAGGGUGCUGCGAAGAGAAUAUCAUUCCAGUUCCAAUGUGUUACAUGGAAGCUAGAGAAAGCAUUAGGAAACUUGCCUUAUGACCGUUAUGACAUCUCUGACGAAGUCCGCGAACAUGUGGAACUAGCAAGAUUGCAGCUGAGAAGAGCAAUGCAGAGAUACGGAUCUCUGAACUCAAAGAAAUUCUCCACUGCUCUAGCCGAGCCAAUGGAGAAAGAUUCAUCGAGCAAAGUCACUGAGAAGUUGGAGUGUAUUCCAGAAACAAUACACUCCAACAUCCCUUCAUCAGAUGAAAAGAAGUUAGAAUCACCACCGCGAAGGAAGAGCUCUUCAGCUUCCUUAGCUUUCUUCUUAUCAAAAGACGCUGAUAUCGAGAGGUUAGAGAAAGUAAUCACAAAGACCAAUGAUGAUAACUCGAAAAAAUCAGACAACCUGACGAUCCCUGAGGAUUUUCUUUGUCCAAUCUCUCUGGAGCUGAUGAAGGAUCCUGUCAUUGUCUCCACAGGACAGACAUACGAGAGGUCUUACAUACAAAGAUGGAUAGACUGCGGGAACCUGAGAUGCCCCAAGACUCAGCAGAAACUCGGAAACUUUGCUCUCACUCCGAACUACGUCCUCAGAAGCCUCAUCUCUCAGUGGUGCACUAAACACAACAUCGAGCAGCCAGGUGGCUACACCAAAAACUGUGAAGGCGAAGUGUCAGCAAUACGAGCAUUGGUUCGGAAGCUCUCGACACGGUCCCUACAAGACCGAAGGACCGCGCUUUCUGAGAUCCGGUCUCUGUCAAAACGGAGCUCGGACAACAGAAUCCUCAUUGCUGAAGCUGGAGCCAUCCCUGUUUUAGUGAAACUUCUGACGUCAGAAGACGUCGAGACGCAGGAGAAGGCUGUCACUUGCGUUCUUAACCUCUCGAUUUACGAGAGCAACAAGGAGCUGAUCAUGCUGGCAGGUGCGGUCACGUCUAUAGUGCAAGUCCUGAGAGCUGGAACCGAGGAAGCUAAAGAAAACGCUGCGGCUACACUCUUUAGCCUCUCGAUGGCUGAUGAGAACAAGAUUAUCAUUGGUGCAUCUGGUGCGAUACCUGCUUUAGUGAAUCUCCUUGAGAACGGUAGCGUGAGAGGGAAGAAAGACGCCGCGACUGCUCUGUUCAACUUGUGUAUAUACGAAGGGAACAAAGGAAGAGCGGUUAGAGCCGGUGUUGUGAACCCGUUGGUGAAAAUGCUGAGUGAUACCUCGAGUCACAGGAUGGUCACCGAAGCUUUGACUAUACUCUCGGUUCUAGCCGGUAACAAAGACGCUAAAACCGCGAUUUUGAGAGCCAAUGCGGUACCAACUUUGAUAGCGUUGCUACAGAAGGAUCAGCCUAGGAACCGGGAGAACGCGGCGGCGAUAUUGUUUGCUAUUUGCAAGAGAGAUAAGGAGAAGCUGAUCUUGAUUGGUAAACUUGGAGCUGUUGUUCCGUUGAUGGAACUAUCGAGAGAUGGUACGGAGAGAGCUAAGAGGAAAGCUAAUUCUUUGCUUGAGCUGCUCCGCAAUUCAUCUCAAAAAUUAUGCUAAAUAGCUCUUUAAUGAAUAAAAAAGAUUUGAAAAUUAACUUCAUUACCAGAGAAAGCUCUCUGGUUUAAUUUUUAGUUUAAUUUGGUUGGAUGUUUAUGUUCUGUGAUGAUUUUUGAGUUUUGUUUGAACACUAAUAUUAUUUGUGAAGGUGGUAUAGUCAAAAGAGUAGCGAGAAUCGAUCUCUUUUACUCACCUUUUCUAUUUA
Messenger RNA from Brassica napus (rape), 2199 nucleotides. RefSeq names its product U-box domain-containing protein 10-like. Gene Ontology annotation, molecular function: ubiquitin-protein transferase activity; protein binding. Lineage: Eukaryota; Viridiplantae; Streptophyta; Magnoliopsida; Brassicales; Brassicaceae. Gene Ontology annotation, cellular component: cytoplasm; nucleus. The record is from RefSeq and is a predicted model, not a curated record. Bases 135 to 1994 code for a protein of 619 amino acids. Gene Ontology annotation, biological process: protein ubiquitination. The transcript is spliced from 3 exons.